AAUCUUCUAAAGGUACGGUUGAGUUUCUUCGCCUGCCUGGAUGACAGCUGGUCUCUUUUCACACAUUUGCAGCGUGGUACUGGUUUGGUAACAGACCUCAGCGUCUCCCCAUUGAUGAUGGCCAUGCUGAAGUCUUGCGGACGCAUUUCAAGUGUGGGGCUUUAUUCCCCCCCCUUCGGAGGGUCCCCUCUACGUGCCAGCACUUGGUGGUCUGGGGUGCAGAUGGGUCCCCCUGACCCAAUCCUGGGCGUCACAGAAGCUUUCAAGCGGGAUACAAACCCCAAGAAGAUGAACCUUGGUGUGGGGGCUUAUCGAGAUGACCAGGGCAAACCCUACAUCCUCAGCUGCGUCCGCAAGGCAGAGGCUCAGAUUGCAGCAAAGCAGCUAGACAAAGAGUAUCUCCCCAUUGGAGGUCUUGGAGACUUCAGCAAAGCCUGCGCAGAGCUGGCUUUGGGUCCUGAUAGCGAGGUGCUCAAGAGUGGCAGGAGCGUUACUGUCCAAAGCAUUUCCGGAACUGGGUCACUGAGAGUUGGGGCCAACUUUCUGUCCCGCUUCCACACUGCGACCAGUGAUGUUUACCUGCCCAAGCCCUCCUGGGGGAACCACACCCCCAUAUUUAGAGACGCAGGCUUUCAGCUGAAGGCAUACAGUUACUAUGAUCCAAAAACGUGUGGUUUUGACUUUAAGGGAGCCCUCGAUGACAUUCUGAAAAUCCCACAGAAAAGCAUCAUGGUGCUGCAUGCCUGUGCCCACAAUCCCACAGGGGUGGACCCCCGACCCGAGCAGUGGAAGGAGAUUGCUGCUCUGGUGAAGCAAAGGAACCUGCUGGUCUUUUUCGACAUGGCGUACCAGGGCUUUGCCAGUGGGGACACUGACCACGACGCCUGGGCCGUGCGCUACUUCAUCGGGCAAGGACACAACAUCCUACUGGCGCAGUCCUUUGCCAAGAACAUGGGCCUGUACGGAGAGCGUGUGGGCGGCCUCACUGUGGUGUGCAGGGAUGCUGAGGAGACCAGGCGUGUGGAGUCGCAGCUGAAGAUCCUAAUCCGGCCCAUCUACUCGAACCCGCCCAUGAACGGGGCCCGCAUCGCUGCCACCAUUCUCAACACUCCUGAGCUACGCAAGGAGUGGCUGGUGGAGGUGCAUAGUAUGGCCAACCGCAUCAUCCAGAUGAGGGAGCAGCUGGUAGCUAACCUGAGAAAGGAGGGCUCCACCCGAAACUGGCAGCACGUCACCGACCAGAUUGGCAUGUUCUGCUUCACGGGCCUCAAGCCGAAGCAGGUGGAGCGGCUGACUAAGGAAUUCUCCAUUUACAUGACGAAGGACGGUCGCAUCUCCAUGGCAGGUGUCACCUCAGACAACAUUGGCUACCUGGCACAUGCGAUCCAUGCUGUGACCAAAUGAACCGUAAAUCGUUACGGUUUCCUGUACCCAUAAUGCAAAGGAACGAUGACAUCACUGCCGCCAACCUUUUCGGAAAGCGUCUCUCAUGGAACGUAGACCUUACUGUAACUGUAACGUCCUGGCAUCAGGAUAUUUUUGCCCAUCGUUUGUUUCACUUUUUAAUAUUUUUAAUUUUAGUUAAUAAUGAUUGGUGCAUUCAGCCAAUGAAUAUAAAUGUAGCUCUUUGCAUUUCCUGCAAGAUUAUUAGAAAUGAAUUAGAGAAGGUUAAACCAGAACAACUCUGUGGACCUGAGUUACGAAAUAUGGACAGUGGCAGGUAUAACGUUACAUUUUUCUUGAUUUAAGGCUACUUUGCUUAUCAUUAAAAAGCAUUUAAAAUUUUAUUCUCAAAGCAAUAAAAUAUUUAACCACAGUAUAAUUUACAAAUAACUUUAACCACAGCCAUCUACGUUUCCUUUCCUGGGCAAAUAAACUUCUCUUUAUUGAGCUUUUAACUGUAACAUACAGAUCCCAGAACCGCUGCUUGGAAGUGCUGUAGAACAGGCCAUAGUGUGUGCUCAAGCAUUAAUUAUUUCUAAUUAAGAAUUGCAAUGCAAUCACUGCUUAGGAUGUAAUGUUUGUGUGUGUCAAAAAUAUUUCAUUUGCACGAGCGGUGUCUGUCAGUGGCAGAAAGCCAUUGUAUCGACAGUAAGCCUAGAUGGUUCAUCUCAUGCCGUCUGUAUGUCAUAUUUAUCUCUAAUAAAAUUAUUUAUAAUCAUUAA
This is a messenger RNA of Brienomyrus brachyistius, 2165 nucleotides long. Its product is annotated as aspartate aminotransferase, mitochondrial-like. Gene Ontology annotation, biological process: biosynthetic process; L-aspartate catabolic process. The transcript is spliced from 10 exons. Gene Ontology annotation, molecular function: pyridoxal phosphate binding; L-aspartate:2-oxoglutarate transaminase activity. Gene Ontology annotation, cellular component: mitochondrion. Lineage: Eukaryota; Metazoa; Chordata; Actinopteri; Osteoglossiformes; Mormyridae. Bases 115 to 1404 code for a protein of 429 amino acids. The record is from RefSeq and is a predicted model, not a curated record.